This is a messenger RNA of Closterium sp. Naga37s-1, 1329 nucleotides long. NCBI's taxonomy places the organism in Eukaryota, Viridiplantae, Streptophyta, Zygnematophyceae, Desmidiales, Closteriaceae. The record is from the annotation of a GenBank genome assembly.
UCCCCCAUUAUCCCCUUCAACUUUUUCCCAUUCCCCCAUUCCCCUCUUUCCCCCUUCCCCUCUUCCCCCCUUCCCCUCUUACUCCCUUCUCCCCGCACCCCUUCCCCCAUUCCCCCCAUCCCCUCUUCUUCCCUUCUCCGCCCCUUCCCCUCUUCCCCCUUCUCCCCGCACCCCUUCUCCCAUUUCCCCCAGGGCGACUCAAGGAAGGAUCUUCUGGCAGUGAUGCUGGCAGCGAGGGAUGACGUCAGCAACGAGCAGAUGACCGACCAGCAGCUGGUGGACGAAUGCGUCACCUUCCUAUUGGCCGGUACAGUGCGGUAUUGUGCAGUGCAAUGCGGUGCUGGGCGGCGCUAUGAGGUGCUGUGUGGCGCUGGGGGCAACGAGUGCAGUGCAGAGGCGAGUGCAACACAGGCCAUGCUCCCAUGCUCUCCCACCCCUCCCAUCGUUUCAGGCCACGAGACAACAGCCAAGCUGCUCACAUGGGCUGUGUACCUGCUGGCCCGCUACCCUGAGUGGCAGGAGCGGGUGAGGGAGGAGGUGUGGCGGGUGAUGGGGAGAGAGGAGAUUCCUGAAGGUGGGGGAGGAGGAGGAGGGGCGAACAGGGAGGGAGGGGGGAAGAAACUGGGGGUAGGAGGGGAGAAGGGGGAGGGAGGAGGGGAAGGGGAGAAGGAGGAGGGGGGAGGGGAAGCGGGGAAGGGCAACGGGAGGAGGGGGGGCGGAAGAGAGGUGACGUGGGAGCAAUUGAGCCAGCUGAGUGAGAUGCACAUGGUGCUGCUAGAAACACUCCGGCUCUUCCCCCCGACCCCUGUCAUCACCCGCGAAGCAGUCAAGGUGAGGCCCUUUCAAGCAAGCAAGGUGAGGCCCUUUCAAGCAAGCAAGCACGUCUCGCUGGGCCCCUACUCGCUCCCAGCAGGCACGCGCAUCACUAUGGCCAUCGGCAUGGCGCAGAGCGACCCGCGCUUCUGGGGGGAGGACGCUCUAGAGUUCAACCCAGCACGCUUCCAAGAUGGGAUACAAGGAGCAUGCUCACACCCACAGGCGUUUCUGCCAUUCUCAGCGGGCCCUAGGAGGUGCAUCGGCUCCACCUUUGAGGCACCUCAAAAGCACCCGGCCCUUCCUCUCCUCCCCAUGACUCCCCACAGAUGGGAUACAGGGAGCAUGCUCACACCCACAGGCGUUUCUGCCAUUCUCAGCGGGCCCUCGAGACUGCAUCGGCUCAAACUUUGCUCUCUCGGAGGCCAAGGUGGUUCUUGCACACAUGCUGAGUCGCCUCGAGUGGGAGCUCUCACCCACUUAUGUACACUUGCCGACUAUGGGGAUCGCACUUAG